Molecule: messenger RNA, 1071 nt
Organism: Spodoptera exigua (beet armyworm)
Lineage: Eukaryota; Metazoa; Arthropoda; Insecta; Lepidoptera; Noctuidae
Source: the annotation of a GenBank genome assembly
AUGUCGUGUUCAGGCGACCUCCCGGGCCCCUGGCUGGCGCUGUACUCGCCCGGGGAGCCGGAGUACACGGACGUGGUGGUGCGCCGGGUGCACGACACCCUGACGCUGGUGUGUGAGCUGCGCGGAGACACGUCGGCCGCGCCCCGCGUCUACGUCUGGAACUAUAUGGACGAUAACUCCACUAGUGGCGACCAGAUCUUGAAAGGUGACCCGAAAGGCCCAGCGGUGAACAGUACACUGAUCAAGUUCGACCUGCAAGAGUCGGACAGCGGCCAGUACAUGUGCUCGGCGCCGCCCUUCAGCGUCACCAAGUACAUACUCGUCCAGACACGGGGUCCAACGUAUUGCCGGCGCGGCGCGUUCUGGUGCGGCACGCGUUGUAUAGCGGCGCAGUAUGUAUGUGACGGACGGCUCGACUGCCAGCGCGGGGAGGACGAGGCCGGACACAUGUGUCCGCCGCUCGGCUGUGCCCGCAGCGAUAAGUUGAACUGCUCGUCUGGGCGCUGUAUCUCGGAGUCAGCUUGCUGCCGGUCGGCGAGCGCGCUGUGCCCGCAGCCCUCGUGCUGCGACGAGCAUCCGCGGUACUCCCGCCUCGAAGCAUCCAACAUCAUCCCUCAGUAUGCUCCGUUUCUCAUCAUCCCUCAGCAUCCUUCAUCAUCCCUCAGCAUCCUUCAUCAUCCCUCAUCAUAUCUCAACAUUCCCAUCAAACCUCGUCGUCCCUCAGCAUCCAACAUCAUCCCUCAGUAUGCUCCGUUUCUCAUCAUCCCUCAGCAUCCUUCAUCAUCCCUCAUCAUAUCUCAACAUUCCCAUCAAACCUCGUCGUCCCUCAGCAUCCAACAUCAUCCCUCAGUAUGCUCCGUUUCUCAUCAUCCCUCAGCAUCCUUCAUCAUCCCUCAUCAUAUCUCAACAUUCCCAUCAAACCUCGUCGUCCCUCAGCAUCCAACAUCAUCCCUCAGCAUGCUCCGUUUCUCAUCAUCCCUCAGCAUCCUUCAUCAUCCCUCAUCAUAUCUCAACAUUCCCAUCAAACCUCGUCGUCCCUCAGCAUCCUCCAUUUCCAUAAUUUUUUUCUAA